Prunus avium (sweet cherry) is the source of this 1223-nucleotide messenger RNA. Lineage: Eukaryota; Viridiplantae; Streptophyta; Magnoliopsida; Rosales; Rosaceae. The record is from RefSeq and is a predicted model, not a curated record.
UCAGCUCAUUUCUCUCACCAUAAAAGCCCACCAACACCAUAUAUAUUAAUACUAAAAGCUUCACAUAUACAGAGAGAGAGAGAGAGAGAAGAUGAGCAGAGAAGGGAAGGUGGUGUGUGUAACAGGAGCGUCUGGUUUCAUAGCAUCAUGGCUGGUGAAGCUCUUAUUACAACGCGGUUAUAUUGUCAAAGCCACGGUUCGGGACCCAAAUGACUUAAAGAAAACAGAACACUUAUUGGCACUUGAUGGGGCAAAAGAAAGACUGCAUUUGUUCCAAGCAGAUUUGAUAGAAGAAGGAUCUUUUGACGCUGCAGUAGAUGGAUGUGACGGUGUUUUUCAUACAGCAUCCCCUGUCCUAUUUUCAGCCACUAACCCUCAGGCAGAAUUAAUUGACCCUGCAGUGAAGGGAACCCUUAAUGUUCUAAAAUCGUGUGUAAAAUUUGCUACCGUCAAGAGGGUAGUUCUAACAUCUUCUAUGGCUGCAGUCAUUGUCAAUGGAAGACCAUUGACCCCUGAUGUGGUGGUUGAUGAAACAUGGUUUUCAGAUCCUCUUGUGUGUGAGAAUUUGAAGGAAUGGUAUUUUCUUUCAAAAACUUUAGCUGAGGAGGCUGCUUGGAAAUUUGCUAAAGGAAAUGGGAUUGACUUGGUUACCAUAAAUCCAUCAUAUGUGACUGGUCCACUCUUACAACCAAGUCUUAAUCUCAGUGUGGAGAUGAUUCUGAAUCUCAAAGAUGAUAUUGAAGAUGUAAACAGUUCAAUUUAUCCAUCUAGUGAUGUUAGAGAUGUUGCCUCAGCUCAUGUUCAAGCAUUUGAGGUUCCUUCAGCUAAUGGAAGAUAUUGUUUAGUUGGACAUGUUACACCCAUGGCCAAGGUCCUGAAGAUUUUACAUGAACUUCAUCCCUCUGUGUGUCCAGCUGAAAAAUAUGUGAAGGCCAAUCCUUCUGAACCCACAUUUCAAGUAUCACGGGAAAAAGCAAAAAGUUUGGGAGUAAAUUUCCUUACAGUGGAAGUAAGUCUUAGGGACACUAUUGAAAGCCUCAAGGAGAAGGGCUUCCUCAAGGUUUGAAUUAUGCAACUGACAGCAACUUGCUCAUUGCACAAGUUGAUCGCGUAUUGGAAAUUCAAGUGUUUUUUUUUUCUUCUGCUAAAUUUAUUCCAAGAGAUUGUGAAAGUAAUAUUGUUCAUGCUCAGACUUUUAUCUGCAAUUGCCCAAAAUGGUCAGG